This is a messenger RNA of Prunus mume (Japanese apricot), 1870 nucleotides long. It is a transcript of the gene BSK2, whose product is annotated as BR-signaling kinase 2. Lineage: Eukaryota; Viridiplantae; Streptophyta; Magnoliopsida; Rosales; Rosaceae. The record is from RefSeq and is a predicted model, not a curated record. Gene Ontology annotation, biological process: protein phosphorylation; brassinosteroid mediated signaling pathway. Gene Ontology annotation, molecular function: ATP binding; protein kinase activity; protein binding.
GUCUCUUUUCACAGAUUCAGUUCAGUAUUCACUCGGUCACUAGUCACCUUUUCCUCAGCUGUUGCAGCAGCACUCCCCCAAGUCCCGUGUCGUUUCUUGUCCCUCCAUUUUCAAAGCUUUUCAGAGCUUUCACAUUUUCCUUCCAUGAACACAAAUUACUGUUAAUCCACCCACAACACUCAAAAUGGGCUGCUUACACUCCAAAACCACUCACCUCCACCUCUCCCCUGACGACCCAUCUUCUCUACCCGACACUCACAAACCCGACCCAGCUAAUGGAGAUCAAGCUGAGCUAGAGGCCCAAGCCCCUAUGUUCAAAGAGUACAGUCUAGACGAGCUACGAAAGGCCACCAAUGGGUUCAGCUCCGAAUGCAUUGUUUCCGAGAGUGGUGAAAAAGCUCCCAAUGUCGUUUACAGAGGAAAACUUGAUAACAAUCGCCUUGUCGCUGUUAAACGCUUCUCCAAGCAGUCUUGGCCCGACGCCCAACAGUUUGUGGUUGAGGCUGUGGGAGUGGGGAAGUUGAGGCACAAGAGAUUAGUGAAUCUGGUUGGUUGCUGUGCUGAGGGAGAUGAACGGCUCUUGGUGGCUGAGUAUAUGCCCAAUGAUACUCUUUCCAAGCAUCUCUUUCAUUGGGACAAGAAGCCAUUGCCAUGGGAAAUGCGUGUUAGAGUUGCAUACUAUAUUGCACAGGCACUGGAUCAUUGUAAUAUUGAGAACCGGAAGAUCUAUCAUGAUUUAAAUGCAUACAGAGUUCUUUUUGAUGAGGAUGGUGACCCUUGUUUGUCUACCUUUGGCCUUAUGAAAAAUAGUCGAGAUGGAAAAAGCUACAGUACAAAUUUAGCUUAUACUCCACCUGAGUUUCUACGUACAGGCAGGGUCAUUCCAGAGAGUGUAAUCUACAGUUAUGGAACUGUCCUGUUGGACCUUUUGAGUGGCAAGCAUAUUCCUCCAAGCCAUGCACUGGACUUGAUAAGGGAAAAGAAUGUAUUGUUGUUGAUGGAUUCAUCAUUGGAAGGGCAGUAUGUGAAUGAUGAUGCUACUAAAUUGGUUGAACUUGCUUCCAAAUGUCUUCAGUCUGAGGCUAGGGACAGAGGAGAUAUUAAGUUUCUUCUUACAGUCGUUGCACCACUUCAAAAGCAGAAAGAGGCGGCAUCUCAUGUUCUAAUGGGCCUUCCUAGAAAUACUGUUGUGGUUCCAACCAUGCUUUCUCCUCUUGGAAAGGCUUGUGCAAGGAUGGAUCUUACUGCUGUGCAUGAUAUUUUGCUAAAAACAGGCUAUAAAGAUGAAGAAGGUGCAGAAAAUGAGCUCUCAUUCCAAGAAUGGACACAACAAGUCCAAGAUAUGUUGAACACGAAGAAAUUUGGGGAUAUUGCAUUUAGGGACAAGGAUUUCAAGAAUGCAAUUGAGUAUUAUUCCAAGUUAGUCGCUAUGAUGUCCGGCCCUUCAGCAACUGUCUUUGCGAGAAGAGCCUUCUCCUACUUGAUGAACGGCCAAGCAGAACUUGCUUUAAGAGAUGCAAUGCAGGCACAGGUGUGUAUACCAGAGUGGCCAACUGCAUUCUACUUGCAAGCUCUGGCACUCUCAAAGCUUGGAAUGGAGACUGAUGCUCGGGACAUGCUUAAUGAUGGAGCAGCCUUUGAAGCAAACCGGCACAACACAUGGCGUAGCUAAACUUGUACACUUGAAAAUCUGUAGGUCUGUCUGAUUUCGUUUACUCGGCUUGGGGGAAACUGGAUAGAAUAGGUAGUGAAGUGCUAGGUGAAUGUGAAAUGUGGUUGAUAGAGUUGUUUAGGUAUCUUUGCAGAUGCUAUGUUAACUAUUGUUACAAGUGUUUGUUUUUAACUUUAUAUAAUGCAUUUCCGAUAGAAA